AUCGGAGCCCAUUUGAAAUGUCUUGGCCUAGUCGAUGGACCUUAGUGACUAACGUAUCUCGGGUUUCUAUCACUAAAGUUAAGAGAUCGAAGCAAUGUCGUCUGAGAAGAUGGGACCGGUUGGUGGUAACAUGGGAGAUGCAUUCACUGAUGGUGCUUUCGACGGUGUGAAGAAAAUAACUGUCGGAAAAGACCUUGACUGUGUAUCUUAUAUCAAGAUCGAAUACGAAAAGGAUGGAAAAUUUGAAACCCGUGAACACGGGACUAUUCGCGGGGAACUAAAAGAGUUUGCGGUGGAUUAUCCAAGUGAAUGUAUCAUAGCCGUUGGUGGAAGCUACGGUAAUGUUGACCGCUAUAAGGCAGUGCUAAUCAAAUCGCUAUUCUUCAAAACCUCUUACGGAAGAACCUCUCCGAUAUUCGGUGAGACGAAUUCAUCUGGAAAAGAAUUCAUGUUGGAGGGUAAAAAUGAAGGAAAGCUUCUUGGAUUCCACGGACGUUCUGGUCAGGCUAUUGAUGCCAUUGGUGCAUAUUUUUCGCCAGUUCCUGAACCUGAAAAGCAGGAAGCAAUCGGUGGUAACAUGGGAGAUGUAUUCGACGAUGGUGUUUUUGAAGGUGUGAAGAAAAUAACUGUGGGAAAAGACCUUGGCUGUGUGUCCUAUAUCAAGAUUGAAUACGAAAAGGACGGAAAAUCUGAAACCCGUGAACAUGGGACGAUUCGUGGGGAACUAAAAGAGUUUGCGGUGGAUUAUCCGAAAGAAUGUGUCAUAGCCGUUGGUGGAAGCUACGGUCAGGUUGACCUCUAUAAGGCAGUGCUGAUCAAAUCGCUAUUCUUCAAAACCUCUUAUGGAAGAACCUCUCCAAUAUUCGGUGAGACGAAUUCCUCUGGGAAAGAAUUUUUGCUCGAGGGUAGAAAUGGAGGAAAGCUUCUUGGGUUCCACGGACGCUCUGGUCAGGCUAUUGAUGCCAUUGGUGCAUAUUUUUGGCCAUUCCCCGCACCCGUACCCGAAAAGCGGGAAGCAGUGGGUGGUAACAUGGGAGAUGCAUUUGACGAUGGUGUUUUCGACAGUGUGAAGAAAAUAAUUGUCGGAAAAGACCUUGAUUGUGUGUCUUAUAUCAAGAUCGAAUACGUAAAGGACGGAAAAACUGAAACCCGUGAACACGGGACGAUUCGCGGAGAACUAAAAGAGUUUGCGGUGGACUAUCCGAAUGAAUGUAUCACAUCUGUUGGUGGAAGCUACGGUCAUGUUAACCGCUAUAAAGCAGUGCUGAUCGAAUCGAUGUUCUUUAAGACUUCUUAUGGAAGAACCUCUCCAAUAUUCGGUUCAUCUGGAAAUGUAGCUGGGAAAGAAUUCUUGCUCGAGGGUAAAAAUGGAGGAAAGCUUCUUGGGCUCCAUGGACGCUCUGGUCAGGCUAUUGAUGCCAUUGGUGCAUAUUUUUGGUCAGUUCCGGCACCCGAAAAAAUUGAAGCAAUGGGUGGUAACAUGGGAGUUGCAUUCGACGAUGGUGUUUUCGACGGUGUGAAGAAAAUAAUUGUUGGAAAAGAUCUUGGCUGUGUGUCUUAUAUCAAGAUCGAAUAUGAAAAGAACAAAAAAAUUGAAACCCGUGAACACGGGACGAUUCGCGGGGAACUGAAAGAGUUUGCGGUGGAUUAUCCGUAUGAAUGUAUCACAUCCGUUGGUGGAAGCUACGAUCAUGUUGACCUCUAUAAGGCAGUGCUGAUCAAAUCGCUAUUCUUCAAAACCUCUUACGGAAGAACCUCUCCGAUAUUCGGUGAGACGAAUUCAUCUGGAAAUCAACUCAUGCUCGAGGGUAAAAAUGGAGGAAAGCUUCUUGGAUUCCACGGACGCUCUGGUCAGGCUAUUGAUGCCAUUGGAGCUUACUUUGGAACCGCCAUAGGUGUGGGAUGUGGUAACGGAGGAACUUAAGGAGGAAGGUUACAAGAUCGUUGAAAAGCUGGUGAUUUGGUUCAUCAGAUCGAAGUCCAUGUCGUGUCUAUCUAUUAUCACCAAUAAAAGACUUGCUCUUUA
Arabidopsis arenosa is the source of this 2026-nucleotide messenger RNA. Lineage: Eukaryota; Viridiplantae; Streptophyta; Magnoliopsida; Brassicales; Brassicaceae. The record is from the annotation of a GenBank genome assembly.